AUGCAAGGAAUCCAGGUCAAGAAAUGGGUGAAAUCUCCCUAUAUCAUUGUUACCAGGAAUGACCCGGAAGCACGUCAGAUCAAGAUAGGUGGGGUUGAAUAUACCGUUCCAUCCAUCAUCAUGGCUAGUGAAGGACCUGCAAACCAAACCGACGACGUUACCUACUACUCUGGCAGUGAAGCCUUGCGAGGCUUCCAAAGUGAUCCUGGUGCAACUGACCGGCUGGCAGUGGUCGCAGAUAUCUCCACAUUCCCACUGAAUAAGUCGCUUCCUAAUGACUAUCAGUUUUCAUUCUUCACGUUAGGCACCGAUGCCUAUAAUGUCUCCUUGGAUGGCGGAUACUUCAUGUUCAUCAACAGCAAUCUGUUCUGUGAGAAGAUGUCCCACCUUCCCCGACCAUUCUCAGCUGAUAACCCGAUCACUGUUGCUGCCUAUGGUGCUCGUUGCAAUAUUUCGACUUGGGGUUCUAGGAACUAUCCUGAAGUCAACGACAACUGGAAGUGGGAUAUUACUGCCUACCUCCGGGGUAUGAAUGCUGGCGGGUCAUUCGAUGAAAGCACCUUCAGGGAACCUCAGUAUCAGAUUUUCCGGACAAUCUCCCACACGUUGUGUACCUUGGUUGGCGGGGAUCCAUUGCUUGCUCAACCUAUCAACGAGGGAAACUAUAGUUACAAAGGUUUGGAGAACUGGUUCACUAGCGCUGCCUCAAGGCCCACCUUGACAUCCCUAGGCAUGACCGAGCUUUGGGCAGUCCUUCAGGAAUUGAAUGACAGCGAAAUUCAGGAAUUCGCUGACUCUGUUGAGGCCGCUUUCAAAUCUAUCGUAGAACAGCUGGAGGAGAACCGUGUGACUAGCCUUGUGAUCCUUGAGUGUGAUUCUGGAGUUGCAGAAUUCGGACUAUCGACUCCUGGUGCCAUCAUUGGUGUCGGGGGUCCUCUGCCUCGUUUUGAUCCCACAACGCAGAAUGUCAUUGGUCUCAGCGAGACCAAAGUCCGAGUCGGUGAAGCUGGACAGAAGAACAGAGAUCACAGUGCUGCAUUCUACAUUGUCAAUGAUGGCACACCCAUUGAUAUCUCAGUCAGCCGUGAUGUGGGUAUAGCUCGUGUUACGAUUAACGGGGUAGGAUUCUUCAAGUUGUCUUAA
Molecule: messenger RNA, 1143 nt
Organism: Marasmius oreades (fairy-ring Marasmius)
Lineage: Eukaryota; Fungi; Basidiomycota; Agaricomycetes; Agaricales; Marasmiaceae
Exons: 5
Coding region: 1-1143 (380 amino acids)
Source: RefSeq, a predicted model, not a curated record